This is a messenger RNA of Mucor velutinosus, 447 nucleotides long. RefSeq lists its product as uncharacterized. The transcript has a single exon. Lineage: Eukaryota; Fungi; Mucoromycota; Mucoromycetes; Mucorales; Mucoraceae. Bases 1 to 447 code for a protein of 148 amino acids. The record is from RefSeq and is a predicted model, not a curated record.
AUGAUCCAAAGAAAUGUCGUAUAUCGAUUCAUCAACAAUUGCAUUCCCCACCAGUCUCUAUUGAGUCUGAGGUUCCCCUCUGUUUACGUGUCCCCCUUGUGCUUUGUCUGUUCCUCAGUUGAAGAUCCCACUGACCACGUCCUUUUUGAAUGCCCACCCAAGGCAGCGGUCUGGCAGGGUAUUAUCGCUGAGUUCCUCUGGCCCACGGUAACCAUUGAUGAUAUCCGCCAUUCCCUCCUCACUUUUGACUUUUACAAUAUUCGAUAUAGUCAGCGGCCUCGUGCUUCCUCCCAUCAUAGAGUCGUCAUUGCGAUGUCUAACAUUUGGAAGGCCCACUAUCGUCUUAUCUUCGAUCAAACUUCCUUCGCUCCCGCCGCUGUGCUGAAUAGUAUCCGACUCGACAUCCAAAAGAUGAUCGACGAAAAUCUCAUUUAUGCCAGCCUAUAA